This is a messenger RNA of Cariama cristata (Red-legged seriema), 363 nucleotides long. RefSeq names its product beta-microseminoprotein-like. NCBI's taxonomy places the organism in Eukaryota, Metazoa, Chordata, Aves, Cariamiformes, Cariamidae. The transcript has 4 exons. The coding region runs from base 1 to 363 and encodes 120 amino acids. The record is from RefSeq and is a predicted model, not a curated record.
AUGUGGACUCUGUUGACGUCGAAAACCAUCUUGGCCUGCCUUCUUGUUCUUGCCAUUAACGUGCUACUCUCCAAUGCUGCUAGCUUCUUACGUCCACAGUUGCAAGGGACGUCUGGUGGUUACAUUGCAGGCUGCCGUGACUCUAAGGGACAGCUGCAUGAAUUUUAUUCUUACUGGAGGACCGACAACUGCUUUGAUUGCUUCUGUUCCACAGAUGGAAUUGACUGCUGGUCCAGCUUUGUAAAACCAGUUGUCUACGAUGAGAAGUGUGUAAGCAUUUUCAACAAGGAGACCUGCACUUAUAAAGUAGUGGAGAAAGCUGAUCACUCAAAGGAAUGCCCAGUCUAUCAGCGGGUGGGCUAA